CUCUGUGAUGCUCUUGGUGGACCGUCUCAAGAUGUACCCCGAGGUAGGGGCUGCUUGCGGUAGGAUUCACCCCACUGGCACCGGUAAGAUCUCAUGUUGACACACAGACACUCAGACAGCCAAGAGACCUGGAGCUGUAUAUCAUUUGGACAAUCACAUUGUCAUUUGUUAGCAUUGCAAACAUGUACGACAAUUAGCAUUCACAGCAAAAAACCUCCCUCUCCAAAAAUGAACUUCCUGUGCAAAACUAUCACUUGUGAUUUGUCCACCAAGUCUGGAUGACCACAUCCUCCAUUCAUCCAUUUUAAACAUAGUGAGUAUCCAUUUAGCAUUAGGGUCAUGCUCCUACCCAUGACAUUGUUACAUAGUGGAAUAUCAGGCGAUCUAGCUGCACAUUGGCAAUGUCAGAGACACUGUGUUGCUUCAAGUGUCCAGUAGACUGAGUUGGGGUGUUCCCACCGCAGGUCCGAUGGUGUGGUACCAGAAGUUUGAGUAUGCUGUGGGCCACUGGCUGCAGAAGACGUCGGAGCAUGUGUUUGGCUGCGUGCUCUGUAGCCCUGGCUGCUUUAGCCUCUUCCGAGCGGCUGCACUCAUGGACGACAACAUCAUGAAAAAAUACACCAGCACAACCACAGAGGCAGGUCACUACAUACAGUAUGAUCAAGGUAAAAUAGGUGAGGACCGCUGGCUGCAGCAGGGCUGGCGGGUGGAGUACAGUGCGGCGGCGGAGGCCUACACCAAGGCUCCACAGGAGUUCCAGGAGUUUUACAACCAGCGGCGCCGCUGGGGACCCUCCAACCUGGCCAACAGUCUGGACCUGCUGGGCAGCGGCAGGCUGACGGUGAUGAAGAACCAAUCCAUCUCCACCCUUUUCAUCCUCUACCAGAUCCUCAACAUGGCCGCCUCCAUCCUCGGCCCAGCCACUGUGUGCCUGAUGAUCGCAGGAAGCUUCUCCUUUGUCUUUGGGGUUUCACCUAAUCUAGCACUUGCACUAGCUAUUGUGCCUCCAGUCAUCUACUUGGUUCUGUGCUACAAGCUCAGCACCAACAGCCAAAUCACCAUUGCUGCCUUAAUGAGCAUAUUCUAUGCCUUCCUUAUGACUGCGAGCAUUCUUUCAAUCAUUGGGGACAUGGUUCUGGAGGGCACUUUCAUGACUCCCAGCGGCCUCUUCUUCAUCAGCAGUGUCAUGUACCUCAUCACCGCGCUGUUCCACCCCACCCAGUUCCACCUCAUCGUCCACGGCUUCCUCUACAUCAGUGUUUCUCAAACUUUUUCAGACCAAGGACCACUUAACCAAUAAAAAAAACCC
Alosa sapidissima (American shad) is the source of this 1309-nucleotide messenger RNA. Its product is annotated as chitin synthase chs-1-like. Gene Ontology annotation, cellular component: cell septum; cell periphery. The record is from RefSeq and is a predicted model, not a curated record. Gene Ontology annotation, molecular function: chitin synthase activity. NCBI's taxonomy places the organism in Eukaryota, Metazoa, Chordata, Actinopteri, Clupeiformes, Clupeidae.